AAUCAGAAAUAUUAAUUAGUUCAGAAGAUGCAAGAUUUGAUGAGAAAUAUUUAGAUUGGUAGCACUGUUGUUACUAGAUUGACAGAAAAAAUUUUCGUAAAAUCAUGUAAAUCAAUUAAAUAACAUAAAAACAAUGUGGUUUUUAACGUACAUCGGUUAUUUGGCAAUAAUUGUACAAUUAGUUUUCAUAACAAUUGCUAUAGCUGCAGGUCUGUAUUAUUUAGCCGAACUAGUCGAAGAGUAUUCCACAAUUGCGAAAAAAUGCAUUUGGUGGACAAAUACAAUUGUAACAGCCCUUUACGUCUGUUUGUGGCUAUUUGAGAGUUUCCCCACUUAUAUGAUUGUAUGUGGGGUUUUAGCCCAAGUGGCUCAUUUCUGCAUUUUGAGACACUUCCCCUCAGUCUCUCUAACCUCAUUGGAGUUUAUUUCCGCCGUGAUUUUGCUAGUUUUGAACCAUUAUUUCGCAUUUACGUAUUUUGCGACCGUACAUUACGUAUUUUCAGAGGUCAUGGCGUAUUUUGUUUUAUGGUUAUGGCUCGUCCCCUUUGCCCUAUUUGUAUCCUUAUCAGCAAAUGACAGUGUUUUACCCACAAUAAGUGAACAAAAAGAUAGUGACGUCGUUUCAAAUUAUUUCUCCAAAAAACGAAAAUACGGUUUGCUCACUUUUUUCAAUUAUGCAAAGGAAUCGUUACUUCCAAUGAGGACGAAAAAGAUAUUCUAGUGACUGAUUACGUUUGUUUUAAUUAAAUUAUUUGUUGUA
Tribolium madens (black flour beetle) is the source of this 760-nucleotide messenger RNA. RefSeq names its product protein TEX261. Bases 134 to 721 code for a protein of 195 amino acids. Gene Ontology annotation, molecular function: COPII receptor activity. The transcript is spliced from 5 exons. Gene Ontology annotation, cellular component: COPII-coated ER to Golgi transport vesicle; endoplasmic reticulum membrane; Golgi membrane. Gene Ontology annotation, biological process: endoplasmic reticulum to Golgi vesicle-mediated transport. Lineage: Eukaryota; Metazoa; Arthropoda; Insecta; Coleoptera; Tenebrionidae. The record is from RefSeq and is a predicted model, not a curated record.